GCCCGGCGCUAGCGCUCGUUACGAGAAAAUACAGCUCGCUUGUAGCCAGUUGCCAGCGCUAGGCCGCCGCUUCUUCUUUCCCUCUUGAUCCCGUGCGUUCCGCACCAAAUCGAGUACUUCCCGCGCCAAAUCUUCUUCUUCCCGCGCUAAAUCGACCUCUCCCGCGCCAAUCUCCACUCCAUCCCCUCAAAUCGGACCUCCUGCACCAAAGUCUAUCCAAGGACAGCAAAAAUCGCCCCCAAAUCGCCUCAAGAACCCUAGAAGCCAAGCCCGGCGGCGCCCGUUGCGAGAUGGGUGGAAAGUCCAAGAGGACAACGGCGCCGACGCCUCUGGAGUUCCCAUGGUCGUCCGGUCAGCCUGUCCGGCCUCCAACGGCCGCAUCUGUCCCGCCGUCGAUGGCUGCGUCCGUCCCGCCGCCAACUGCUCAACCUGUUCCGGCCAUCCCUUCCAUGUUUCCGCCCGGCGUCUGGUUACCACCACGCCCGCAGCAGUCCAUAGCGACCUCCUCCCCACCAUGUUGGGUCGCCGGAGUACAUCAACCAGGUAUGGCCGGUUCAUCAGCUCAAGGCUCUUGGUGGAGACCGCCCGCUGAAAGUGGAUGUUCAAUACAACCUACACUUCCAGCCGAGAAUCUUGAGGAGUACGAUCCGCAAGCAUGGACUGAAAAACGCUUGACAUGGACAAAAGAGGAGGAUCUUAGAUUGGUUAGCGCUUGGUUGAAUAAUUCAAAUGACCCUAUCCAAUCAAAUUACAAGAAGAACGAGCAAUAUUGGAAAGAGGUUGCUGCUGUUUACAAUAGUACCACCCCCAAAAAUAGGGCAAGGCUAGUCAAGCAAGUGAAGGAUCGCUUUGGGAGAAUUAAGAAAAAGGUUGCAUGGUUUUGUGCGAGUUGGAAGGAGGCUAAUGCUUUGUAUGCUAGUGGAGAAUCUGAUGUAGAUUUAAAGAAGAGGGCAAUGCAAACUUAUGAGGAAGAUCACAAAGGAGAUGGUCCGUUUAUGUUUGAGCAUUGUUGGGAGUUUCUCAAAAAGCAACCAAAAUGGGAUGCAUAUUUGGAACGCCUAGAAGAUCUGGAGCCAGAAAAGAGAAAGUUUAGCAUUGAUGAUGAAGUGGGGCAGCAUUUUACUCUAGAUGAUGCUCGAGAUGAACGACCACCGGGUGGCAAGCAAGCUAAGGAGCAGCGGAAACGAAAAAGAAAGGAUGAAAGUUGCAUAAUAGAUCUUGAAGAUGAGCUUAGCAAGUUCGUAGAUGCUCAGAAUGCAGCAAAUGAGGGACGCAAAGAGAUGUUAGAGACACAAAGGCGUGUGUCUAGUGAAAAUCUUGAAGCUCGGAAGCUUGCAUGCCUUGCAGCAAAAGAUCACAAGGAGUCUGUCAUGCUAGAGACGUACCGAUCGUUGAUGAUGCAAGACACAACUGGAAUGCCUGAAGAUGUGAGAUCAGAGCACGUGUUGGCAUUGAAGUGUUUUAGGGAGAGGUUAUUUGGCAAAACUGACUAAGUGCUUGAAGGUUGUUGAUGCAAAUGGUUAGCUGCUCCUUUCUACCAAACUUUCCAACUGUGGCUUUGUGCCUUUACCAUCAUCAAGAUCAAACUACUAUCUUAUUUGCUGGAGACCAUAUUUAGUAUUUUGUUAGGCUAAUGCUUUCUUAAAAAGAGUCAUGUAAUGUUGAAUUGUUGAUGUCAAGGUGCGGUGUGUCAUUAGUCUCUUGCUCUUUUUCAUCAAAAUCAAAAUUAUUUUCUAGUCAGUAUGGUGCUAUGUAUCAUUUGUUUGGUGCUUGCUUGUUAAUCAGUUUCCCUUUGUAUAUC
Lolium perenne is the source of this 1801-nucleotide messenger RNA. RefSeq lists its product as uncharacterized. The record is from RefSeq and is a predicted model, not a curated record. Lineage: Eukaryota; Viridiplantae; Streptophyta; Magnoliopsida; Poales; Poaceae.